Perognathus longimembris pacificus (Pacific pocket mouse) is the source of this 5032-nucleotide messenger RNA. RefSeq names its product protein phosphatase 4 regulatory subunit 1 (gene Ppp4r1). The transcript has 20 exons. Gene Ontology annotation, molecular function: protein binding; protein phosphatase regulator activity. The record is from RefSeq and is a predicted model, not a curated record. Gene Ontology annotation, biological process: protein dephosphorylation. The coding region runs from base 416 to 3220 and encodes 934 amino acids. Lineage: Eukaryota; Metazoa; Chordata; Mammalia; Rodentia; Heteromyidae.
AGCAGGUCUGGGAGAGGCGCGGGCCCCGAGCGAGCGGAGCGCGGCCCCGGCAGGCGGCGGCCGCCCGGACGCUGGGCGAGGCCGGUGACCCAAUAGAGCCGCGGUCGGCGGGGGUGGGGGGGACCCCGCCCGGCCAGGCCGCCGCGCUCGCCGCCGGCCCGGGCCGAACCCUCGGCGACUGUGGGCGGCUCCGGCCCAGGGUGUGGACGUGCCGCGGGGCCCCGGCGCGGAAGGCGGAAGGGGGGCGCGGCGGCCGGGGUCGCCACCGCCGCCGCCGCCGCAGGCCCGGACGACCGACGCGCUCCGCGCGCGCCCCCGCCGGUCUUCCCCGCCGGCCCGCGCGCUUUCGCAGCUCCCGGCUCGCGCCGCCCGCGCUGCCGGAUCCGGGGAGGCGAGGAGGCGGGGGCGACACAAGAUGGCGGACCUGUCGCUGCUCCAGGAGGAUCUGCAGGAGGACGCGGACGGACCCCUGGACUUCAUCUCACAAGAUGAAAUGUUGACGCCGCUGGGAAGAUUGGACAAGUAUGCUGCAAGUGAGAACGUAUUUAACAGACAAAUGGUGGCCCGGAGUUUGCUGGAUACAUUGAGGGAAGUCUGCGAUGAUGAAAGAGAUUGUAUUGCUGUUUUGGAAAGAAUUAGCAGAUUAGCUGAUGAUUCAGAACCAACUGUGCGAGCAGAACUGAUGGAACAGGUGCCUCAUAUCGCACUAUUUUGUCAAGAAAACCGGCCUUCAAUACCGUAUGCUUUUUCCAAGUACUUACUACCUAUUGUGGUUAGGUAUCUUGCAGAUCAGAACAAUCAGGUGAGGAAAACAAGUCAGGCAGCCUUGCUGGCUCUACUGGAGCAGGAGCUGAUUGAGCGAUUUGAUGUAGAGACCAAAGUGUGCCCUGUCCUCAUUGAGCUGACCGCCCCGGAUAGUAAUGACGAUGUGAAGACAGAAGCUGUGGCUAUAAUGUGCAGAAUGGCUCCCAUGGUUGGGAAGGAUAUUACAGAACGUCUUAUCCUCCCUCGAUUUUGCGAGAUGUGCUGUGAUUGUAGAAUGUUUCAUGUUCGAAAGGUUUGUGCUGCCAAUUUUGGAGACAUUUGCAGUGUAGUUGGCCAGCAAGCUACCGAGGAAAUGUUGCUGCCCAGGUUUUUCCAGCUGUGUUCUGACAAUGUGUGGGGAGUCCGGAAGGCUUGUGCCGAGUGCUUCAUGGCAGUUUCAUGUGCAACAUGUCAGGAAAUCCGAAGGACCAAGCUAUCAGCCCUGUUUAUUAACUUGAUCAGUGAUCCCUCACGUUGGGUUCGCCAAGCAGCUUUUCAAUCUCUGGGACCUUUCAUAUCUACUUUUGCUAAUCCGUCUAGUUCAGGCCAAUAUUUUAAAGAAGAAAGCAAAAGUUCAGAAGAUAGGCCAGUAGAAGACCAAAAUAGGGUCUGCAAUCAAGACGUCCCUGGGGAAGGACAGAUCAGGCCAGAAGCUGUUCCUUCAGAUCCCAGCGUAUCUAACCCCAGCGUGAAAGUGGGAAGCCUACUGGAAGAUGGUGGUGCAGGCGCCUUCAGGAGCUCUUCAGAUGAAAUAAGCAUUCCAGUGGAUAGCUCUUUACUUUGCACUUUGUCCUCAGAGCCUCAUCAGGAAGCAACUAGUCAUGAGGAUGACAAAAGUCCUGGCAACCACCAGUCUGCAUUCCAACCAGAGUUCAGCAAUAGUUCGCAAGAUCCCGCUCCCUUAGAUCAGGAAUUGUACAACUCCUUCCAUUUCUGGAGGACUCCUCUUCCUGAAAUUGAUCUAGAUAGGGAACUCCAGGAGGACUCAGGGAAGAGUCUCAGCCCAGAGAGAGCAGAGGAAGCACCAGAAGCUCCCGUGCCAGGUUCUCCAAACAUCACCAUGGCCACCAGGAAGGAGCUAGAAGAAAUGAUAGAAAACCUAGAGCCACACAUUGAUGACCCAGAUGUGAAAGCACAGGUGGAAGUGCUGUCUGCUGCGCUGCGUGCUUCCACUUUGGAUGCUCAUGAGGAGAUGAUUGGUGCAGACCAAACACAGGAGCCGCAAGAAGAGCAGGGUAUAAAAGAGUCACCCAACUCUAACAUAAGUCAAGAAGAUUCUGUGCCUUCUUUAAUCAGCGAAUCUGUUGAGAACACAGAUGCCAGUCCUCAGUACGUCCAUGACAGCGUAGAUGUGAGCAGCAGCAAUGACUUCAGCCCUGACCAAGAAAGGAGACCCAAAGUGCAGGACAUUGUGCCUCAGGCUUUGUUAGAUCAGUACUUGUCUAUGACUGAUCCCUCCCGGGCACAGACGGUUGACACUGAAAUCGCUAAGCAUUGCGCAUACAGCCUUCCAGGUGUGGCCCUGACCUUGGGCAGGCAGAAUUGGCACUGUUUGAGAGAGACUUACGAGACCUUGGCAUCAGACAUGCAGUGGAAAGUUCGAAGAACCUUGGCAUUCUCCAUCCACGAGCUUGCAGUUAUUCUUGGAGAUCAGUUGACAGCUGCAGAUCUGGUGCCGAUUUUUAAUGGAUUUUUAAAAGACCUUGAUGAAGUCAGGAUAGGUGUCCUUAAACACUUGCAUGAUUUUCUAAAGCUUCUUCAUAUUGACAAAAGAAGAGAAUAUCUUUAUCAGCUUCAGGAGUUUUUGGUGACAGAUAAUAGUAGAAAUUGGCGCUUUCGAGCUGAACUGGCUGAGCAGCUGAUUUUACUUCUAGAAUUAUAUAGUCCCAGAGAUGUCUACGACUAUUUACGUCCCAUUGCUCUAAAUCUGUGUGCAGACAAAGUGUCUUCAGUUCGUUGGAUUUCCUACAAGCUGGUGAGCGAGAUGGUGAAGAAGCUGCACGUGGCCUCCCCCCCGAGCUUCGGAGUCGACCUCAUCCACGAGCUGGUGGAGAAUUUUGGCAGGUGCCCCAAGUGGUCUGGUCGGCAAGCUUUUGUCUUUGUCUGCCAGACGGUCAUCGAGGAUGACUGCCUCCCCAUGGAGCAGUUCGCCAUGCACCUGAUGCCCCAUCUGCUCACCCUGGCCAACGACCGCGUUCCCAACGUGAGGGUGCUGCUCGCCAAGACACUGAGACAGACGCUCCUGGAAAAAGAAUGCUUCUUAACCUCAGCCGGCUGUCAUCAGGAAGCCGUGGAGCAGACUGUCAUGGCCCUCCAGAUGGAUCGAGACAGCGACGUCAAGUACUUUGCAAGCAUCCAUCCUGCCAGCACCAAACUCUCCGAAGACGCCCUGAGCACGGCCUCCUCCACCUACUGAACCCCGCGCCUGGGCAUCCGCGGUCACGGGAGCCAAGGGUCCACCGCCGAAGGCGGGCUGGGGCAGCGGCGGGGGGCGACACCUUCCCCCUGCUGACUUACAUAGGUGCCAGUUGCCUACACCUCCUACCAGGGGUUUUAAGAGUCAAGAGAAAGUACAGUAAACACUAUUAUCUUAUCUUGACUGAAGGGAAAAUAAUUUCUCAGAGGAUUGUAAUCGUCACCAAAGCCUUAACUCCUUCGUCUUCCUGACUGAAUGAAACUUGAAUUGCAGAGCAUAUUCCUCAUGGGAAGGAUGAGGUUCCCGGAGACCUGCGCUGCUCUCUCCUGGUCUUAUUUAAUGACUGAUAAACGGCAUUCUUUGUGCAGAAGGCGAUGCGCACCGGGAUAUGAAAGAGCUUCAGUAUUAGCCCUGACGGUUUCCUCUAGGCGUGGAUUCUGGGCUCGGGAGCCGCAGCCCAGCCCCAAGUGUGAAUAGUUCUUGAUGUGUGUAAAUGGCAAGAGAGAUUUUUUCUAAGGGCUUGAUGCUAACACUAAAAUAGAAUCUGAUGUUAACUCUUAAAUGCAGCAUAUUGCUGUACACAUUUACAGAAUGUUUGCUGAAAAUCUGUCUUGAUUUUUUUUUUCAUGCUGGUCAUGACCCGAAGGAAAUUUCUUAGCACAUAUAUGGUAUGUCAGGAGUUUUUAACUUGAUCAUGGUCAGCUCUGAGGUGCAACUUUCUCUUCCCAUGCUGUACAUACCUGUGACCACUCUGGGAGUGUGCAGUCUUAAUCAUGCUGUUAGAACUGUCAUGGUACAAGUUCUCUUGUCCAAAUAAAAUUUAUUAAUAAGAUCUAUAAAAAGUGCUAUAUACACUUUUGAUUGUUUUCUAGAUGUCUAUGAAUAAAUGAAAUAUGACCUGUAUUAAUGACUUAGUAUAAAGUGAGAAAACUAGAUUAAAAUAUUUCUUUUAACUAGUUGAGAAGUCAUUGUGGAAAUGCCUUUGUUCACUGGCUCAGUUCUGCUCUUGGCAGACAGCAGAGCCUCCUGAGUUUCUACUGCAGCCUGAGGACCACUGGGACAUUCUUGUGUGUGACAAAUCACAUGUCUUUGGUGUAGAACAAUCUUGGUUUGUCCUAAAGCUUCUGAGCUACAGGAGCUUCUCCUAGCCUCGUCUGUAUCUUUAUCUUUUCUGUUUCUCACAGGGUUGUUUUGCAGUCACACAAGAUUGCAUGAAAAGGCCCGUUAGUAGGGGGCUGUGUACAGAGAAGUCAUAGAGACCUUGUAUGUAGAAAUGGUAGUGCGCCUAUGGGAAAAACCUCUCGCCUGAGUCCUUGUGCUUUGUGAAUUUUGGUUCAACUUGCUCAGCUGGCAGACACCUCAGUAUGUUAGAGUAGAAGUCCCCUUGAGCCUGAAUGUGGAUUUCAGAAGACCAUUUCCCAACAAAAAUAGUACAUAAUGUAAAAUGGUAAUAAACACUAAGUAUCUUAGCAGACACCCAGGGCUUUUGAGCGGGUAUGUAGGAAGGGGAAGGCUGCGCUGUGCGUCAUUGCUCAGUCCAUCCGUGUGCUUGGGGACUUCUCUCCCCUAGAGCUCCCCAGAACACCUGCCCGUCCUCUUCCAGGACACAGGGCCUCCUUCCAGACCAGCCCGACAACCUCAAGCCUUGGCCUGUUCUGUGGUCUCUUCCACACUUACCUGUUAAUACGUGUAUUUUCAUCUUUCAACUCUGGGAAGUUAGGUGGUGUCUGCUGGGUUUGCUGACUCCCCAGCCCCAGGUUCCCGGGCUUCCUGUUUGCCUGCAGGGCUUGCUUGGGGACUGAUUUUGGGGUU